GAGUAGUGGUCAGGAACACACUAAUCUAGGGUACUAGAGAGUGAUUUUUGACCACAGCUGUGUCCUCAUUAUCAGUUCAAAAUGGACAUGUUCCAAACAUACUCUGUUCUCUAUAUACAGCACGAUGUUCUCGUACAGAAUGUUUCACUAUCAUGAGUCCAAACCUCACACACUGUUUACUGUGGUGUACGGGGCUUGUUGGUGUGUUUGUUUGUGUCCUUAUGUGUGUGUCAGAGUGACGGAGGGUGUGUAUUGCUGGCUGUGUAAGAUAAAGAGAGGCGUGUGUGUGUGAGAGAGAGAGAGUGGUGCAUGCUCAGUCCUCCUGCAGCUGAUACAUUAGCAGAUAGUUGAGGGUUAAGAGAGAGAAAUGCCCUGAACAUGACAGACUGCUGAGCGUAACAACAUCAGCGAUGUGGUAAAGAUGGCUUUGUAUGUUUUCUUUCUGUCGAGAUGACCUCUUCAGCUCCUUCUAUCACACUCCUCACUCCCAGCGACCUCGACUCGGGAUCGGGCGUGUGAAUUAGACUUCUCUCCAGCAUCAUCAAGCCUCGAUCUCUUUCCCCCCUCAUCCCGCUUUCCAGAGACGAUGGACAGUCCUCCGAAGCUGGCCGGAGAGACGCUGAUUGUUCAUCACAUCCCUCUAGUGCACUGCCAGGUUUCUGGGUCGCACCAGCACUGCGGAAGCCCGCUGAGGAAAAGCAACAACCCCUUCAGCUGCCCGGAAAACCUCGGCUUGAUCCGCACCACUUCGCUUCCUGAGAGGGACGUCCUCCAGCGUGAGGCGCUGGUGUACAGCAGCCUGAUCCAGACCUCCAGCUCGAGCGAUGCUUUUGAAGACGAAGGGAUGAGAGGAGAGAAGAAAGGAGUGAGAGGUGGAAGCAUGGCGAGCGACACUUCCUCUUUCACGUCCAGCAAUUCCGAGGACGCUCUUCCUAAAGUCCUGUCGAAGAAGGUGCACAACAGGCCAAGCUCCCUCAGACACAAUCCCUUCCUGCUGAACGCGGGGGAAAUCGAUUAUGAUGAUGAUGACGACGACGAUGAUGAUGGAAGCAACCUGAAUGGAUAUUUGGAGGAUUCUUCCUUUCACUUGCAUGGAAACUCGAACACAGCCUUAGACGACAGAGUGGACUUGGCUCCUUUCCAUCUGCAUGAGCUGGGUUAUAACUCCGGACCGUUCCACCUGCAUGAAUCUUUGGAGAAGGUCUGGAGUUCAGACCAGAAGGGGGCUUCCGGACGCCAUUUUUCUGCCCGUCUCGAGGGUCUGGAUCUUUUGGGACUAGACAUUCAGCAUCGUCACGGCAGCAGCGGCUCCACCCUGUCGAUGGACUGUGGAGAGCAAGAGUGGGACGACGAUGACGAUGAUCAGUCCAUGCAAGGUGGGCGGGGCAGUUCAGAAUGUUGUGGAUGCUCCAGGACUUAUCCUGAAUCGUUCCCAGAUUUUGCUCACGGUUACUGCAGCGAUUCAUCCUGCAACAGCUCUGACGGCAUCCUGGUCAACUUCAGUACCAUCUACAACAAGACCAACAACAUUGUCCCUGACAAGCCGAUCAACCUCAACAGCUCUGCCGAUCAGUCCUGCACCUCUUCUGUAUCUGAGCCGGUCUGUAUGGGCGGGGCUGAAUAUGGAAGUGGGGGUGGAGCUUUUUACUUGGACUUGCACAGAUCUCCAACAGAAGCUCCUCAGGAAGCCCCUGACCUGCCAUCUUCCUCUUCCUGCCUAUGCUCUUCCCAGCCACAGGGAGGCACAGUGGAGCUCGACGCUAACUGCAAUUCCUAUCACAACCAUGAAGGUCUGUUACCCUCAGAGACUUCGGCCAAUGACCUCACUUCUUGUAUGCAGAGCCAGGCACGGCUGGUUGUCGCAACACAGAACUACUACAAGCUGGUAACCUGCGACGUUUCAUCACAUUCCUCCCCAAGUCCUGCAGGAUCUUCGGUCACAAGCUGCUCCGAUGAACACAGCAAAGGAAGUCCCACCCAGCCCACAGAGUACUUCCUGUUUAGGCACAGUAAAGAACAAGAAGAGGAGGAAGAGCAAGAAGAUGCACAGGUCAGCACACAAAAGCCGUGUGAGAAGAAUGCAGAGCCGCCCCUGUGUGACGAUGACUCCAUGCAUUCAAAUGUAAUUGAGGGACAAGUGUAUGUCAACAUCUCACCUCCUGUGGGCGGAGCCAUAGUUGGAGCCCGCCUUCGUUCACGCAGCUAUGACCGGAACCUGGACAAGACCCCACAGCCUCGUCUGGGCUCUCUGGAGCGCAUGCUAAGCUGUCCCGUGCGUCUCAGUGAGGGUUCCACCCCUGGCCCGGCCCCUCCGCCGCGCGUCACUUCCUUUGCUGAGAUCGCGAGGAACAAAAGGAAGAACGGUGGAUCUCCUUCUCAGAAGAACAGUGCUGAUGCCUCUUCUGUUCACUCCCACUCAUCUGGAGAGUUCUCCCCGAUUCUUGAAGAUCUUUCCUUGCUGAUAAACUCCCCCCACUGGAGCCUACCACUCAGAGUCUCACCGGGGGGAGCAGGGAGAGAGACAAGGACCAAAGCAGAAGGUGGACUGUCCAGUUCUGUGGACUCGUCCCCAGCAGUAGUGCGCUACAGUAAAGAUCAGCGUCCCACCACGUUACCCAUCCAGCCCUUCACCCUGCAGCAGCAGUUCGGGAAACCCCAGGCGAAGCCUGUCCUGCCUCUGCUGGACGAGUACAUCAAUCACAUGCAGGCUCGCCUUGGCUCCGCCCCCUCCGAGCGGGACGAGGACUCUGACGACGAUGGUCAGCGUCCCCGGCCGUCUCCUUUGGGCAGUUAUUCGCCACCCCGAUCCCUCUCCUGCCCCGCCCCGCUCUCUCACACCCCUCCUGGGGUCGCCCAAACCACCAAGCCGGCCCCACUACCACCGACUCCUCCCCCUGCCACCAGAGGGCACUGUUUCCACAGAGCCAGCCGGAGUACGUUACCCACGUUGCCCAGCUCCGGCCUCAGUCCCAUGGCGCAGCUAGAGGUGGGGCGACAGGAAGAGGAAGUGAAAGUUCCUCCUGUGUGUAUGGCACAGAGAACACACCACGCCCAUCACCUCUCCCCCCAGGCUCUGAAAUGGAGAGAAUACAGGCGUAAGAACCCUCUGGGUGUGGAGAAGAGAGACGCCUGUUCUUCCUCUCCCUCCUCUUCCUCCUCUCUGUCUGCCUCUGCUGCUUUGACUGCCCGGAGACGCACAGUGAGACGCAACGUCUUUGAUUUCCCUCCAUCGAAUCACGCGCUGAACUUCAGCAGACUCCACGGUCAGUCGUUGAGGUGUUACAGUGACCUGCUGCCGGAUUAUUUCUCUCAGACUGAGCGCCCCCCAGAGGAGUUCUGCCUCUCGCCUGAUGCCACCUCGGAAGAGUCCAUCUCCAUCGACCUGCAUCAGAAGAGAGGUCUGGUGAAGGCCAUAAACACAGCCGUGGAUCUGAUCGUGGCUCAUUUUGGCACCAGUCGUGACGCAGGAGUAAAGGCAAAGUUGGGCAACAGCUCAGUGAGUCCCAACGUGGCUCACCUGAUCCUGAAGUACCUGUGUCCCGCCGUGUGUGACGUGCUGCAAGACGGCCUGCGAGCGUACACACUGGACAUCAUCAUUGGUCAGCGGCGUAAUCAACCCUGGAGCGUAGUGGAGGCCUCAACACAGCUCGGUCCCUCUACACGUGUACUACACAGCCUCUUCCUCAAAGUCAGUCAGUACUCGGAGCUGACCAAUCACAGCAUGAGACUCAAUGCCUUCAUCUUAGGACUGUUGAACUUGCAGUCUCUGGAGUUCUGGUUUAAUCACAUAUACACACAUGAAGACAUCAUAGCGGCCCACUACCACCCGUGGGGUUUCCUUCCCCUUUCUCAAGGGGCAUGUCAGCCAAUGUUUGAGGAGUUGCUGCUCCUACUUCAGCCGCUGUCGCUUCUGCCCUUUGACCUCGACCUUCUGUUUGAACCUCAUCAGUUGCAAAAAGGCCAAGAGCACCUGAGACGUAAAGAGCAGCUGUGCUCCACCAGACAGGGCCUCGACCAAUCAGCUUGCUCCACAUUCCAGCUCAUGAGGGGCCCGACAGAGUCUUUGCAGCUAAAAGAGGAGGCGGGGUCUAACCAAAAAGGGGUGGAGCUUCACAGAGGAAGGUUUAUGUUAAGACGUGAGGGAACCUGGCCUCGGAUGGAUGGGGCGGAGUCUAAAAAACAGGUGCGGAGGAUGCGAACGAGCGACAGGGCAGGUAGCGAAUCAGAAAGCGAAGGGAUGGUGUUGCACUCAGCCAGGAUGAACGGAGUGGGCGGGGAGGAUGAAGAGAGGGAGAGGAAGAGGGAGAGGGAAAGAGAGAAAGACGGAGAGAGAGACAAGGUAAGAAGCAAGCAGGCGGGCUGGUGGUUCCAGCUCAUGCAGAGUUCUCAGGUCUACAUUGAGAACUCUGAGGGAUCCAAGUUUGUCAAGUGGGAGAAGCGCAAGAAAGGAAGUGGGGCUGAGGGGCGGAGACAAACCAAUCCACCCCCGAGAGUGGGCGUGGUCGAAGGCGCAGAGGCCCAUCAUGUGAUGGAUGAAAACCCAGAAACCACAGUGUGCAAUGACACGCGUCAUAAUGCCAGCACCGGAACCUUCCCCCAAUCAGAACCGCCCAAGGCCAUUAAAGGGAAGCCGUCUUGGAUGGGCAGUCCACCAGAAUCUGUGCUGAGCGAGCUGAAGAGGACGAACGAGACGCAGCCCGAGGGGGCAGAAGCCGAAACGCAGACAGCUCAGAAUCUACGCUGGGGUCGGCUGUUUGGAGCCGGAACCAUCGGCAAAAUGGAGAAAACAGAACCCAAAUCCUCCAAGAACCCGAAAAGCAGGCUGCCGUCAGGUUGGCUGAGUCUGGAUCGAACCGUGCUGGACUUAGUGGUGCAGUCUGUGGGGAAGAGGGCGGAGCCUCAGGCAUUAAACACACACAGUGCUGAGACACAACACAGUCAGACACAGCAGGACCAAACACAGGAGCCCAACAUACAGACAACAGCUGCACGUGAGGUGAGAGCAUUGUGCCACCACAUCGCCACGGAAACAGGUCACCUAAGCUUCCAUAAGGGCGACGUGCUGCAGGUCCUGAGCAGAGCAGACUCUGAUUGGUUGCUGUGUGCCCUCGGCGACGCCCAUGGCCUGGUGCCCAUCAUCUAUGUUACUUUAAACGAUGAGGAGAGUGAAGAUUCUCGAGGGCCACAGUGAACACACACACACACACACACACACACACGGUUUGGGAUGUGCACCUUCAUUGAGUUUGUGAUUCUGCGCUUGAGGGGUAAAUCGUAGCUCUGAUAAACGGACAGUUUAAACAAACGCUAAUAUUAAUCUUAACUAAUAUGGGUAUCGUCAUAUUUAUUGCCUGCUGUAAGAUAACAUUUGCCAUGCAAACUGAAAAAAAAAGCCAAAUCAGUGUGUCAUGCAACUACAAAAAGAAGUACACGAUCAUGCUAGGCGCUAAUACUACCCUUCGUUAUUAGCUGUGUUAGCAUUGCCAAGUCACCCGCAGACUUGUUGCUAAAACUAUGUAGCUCUCUCUCUCUUUCUCUCCAUCUCUCUCUCUCUCUCUCUCUGAGAUCUUUAUAAUGGUAUUUAAAGUGGGAUUUUUUUAACGCACAUUCUUGACGUGAUUAGCAAUUAGAAACGUUUGCAACCUGGACAUCGCAGCCCAAUCUCAUGAAGAUGUUUAGCAGCGACAGUGUUGCUCUCUACACCUGUAGAUCUGUAAGUUUUUAUAUGAACAUGUAUGAUUUUGUGUACAUUUACAGUCUGUAAAGCAUCCAGAAGAGGAGCAGCCGUCAUAGGAGGUUAUAACUAGGACCAGAGCGAUAGGAUUAGCAGCAUUACGGAUACAAUCACGUUUCUAAACAAGCCGCGGACAUGACAGCGUGCUACUGCAGGGUGGAUUAGUGUCAAUUACAGUUCAUGUAGGUAAUCCUUUCUCCUGUGAGUGAUCAGCGUCCUGUGGGGACCAACAGCCUGUUUACUGACCGCCCCAAAUAAUAUGUCAAGUCCAGUUAGACGCCUUCAGCUGAAUCCUUUACACAACUGAAUGUGAUUGGAUGAACAGAGGAUCUGCUAGAAUCCAGAAGAAACAGAGAAACAGAGAAACUAAUCCGCAUGGGUUAUGGAGACGCUGUGUUUCCGGACAGCUUUAAUACAACACUCUGCUCUGGUGCUAGUUAUAACAGUCACACGUAUUAAACGGAAAGCUUAGCACACGGUCACGUGCGGUGUGACGUCACUGAGCGUGGGUGUAGUGACCAUGGUGACGGUGUUUGCUAGGCAGAUCCUUCAUCUUUAAAAAAAAAAAAAACAGAGUGUUGUGUUUAUCAUGGUUCUGUGGGUAAGGUGCGGCGAUGUCUGUCUGAGUUACGCUAACUUAUUUAUUGUUGGUUUUAUACAGCGAUUAGCAGCUAACUACCAAACUAGUAAGCUAUUUAUAUGUUUACUCCAGCAACAGCCUCAUAGGAAUGCUAGCUUUAGCAAAUAAACAGGUUUUUUUCAUGUAAUGUGGCAUUUACGUAAGCAGUAUAUAGCGAAGCGUGUGGGUGACUCCAGCCAGUGGGACGUCAGGGCGGGGCAGGGAGCGCUGCACCACCUGUACUACUGAAUACACCUGAAGACACAUACAGACACUCUUAGUAUCAACUUCCUGUUGUUCUGACCAAUCAGAAGCCAGGGAUUUUCUUGCAUGUCAGACACUGACUCGAGGUUAGAACUGAACUGGAACAUUAACCCCACCUACAGACUGCUUCACCUGCUGGAGGAGGAGGAGGAGGGAAGGAGGAAGCCGGCGCUAGCUUUAGUCUAGGCAUUAACAUUAACUGCUGAUUUGUUUCUUUCCAGCGCUGACGCAUUUCAGCUAGACAUGUGCCGAUAUUCAGGUGCAGGAGAUCUGAGAUGAAGUCUGUCAUGAGAGCGGCCCCGGGGCCGAUGUGAAGAGGAGUCUCUCCGAGAGAAGACAAUCCUGUAAAUUCUGUUCUGUGUAGAAAACUGACCCGAAUGAAUCAAACCUGCUGCUGUCUUUAAAUUACUGAACUAAAGUCACAUAUCGGCACAUGUCUACUCUUUGCCAGGGAGAGACAUAAUCAUCUCUGGACAUUUUCCAUGAAAUGACAGACUAACUAAUAGGCAAGUGAAGGAAAAGAAUAGUAUGUGGUUGUUUUUUGUUGUACUGAAGGCAUCACGGAAACGUGUUUAUUAUUAACUUGUCUGUUUGUUCUCUGUGUAAAGCUUCACUUUAACAUCACUAGACCUGAAAAUGACAAGUGUCCAUGAAGGACAGGACAGGAAUCUCUGAGAUGACCUGACAUGGCUCACUGGGCUAAACCAGAUGUUAUUAACAGUUAUUUAUGAAGAGUUUUUGGAUAAAAGGCAGGUUGCAUGUUAGACGUCACGUCACAGUGUAACUGACCAUGCAAGCCUACAAACCGUCCACUACUGAUAAAUAUCCGUUUGAAAGCUUCAGAGUAAAACUUUUAGCAUUUAUUCAGACUUUAACCCGAUCACAGGUUGCUGUACACUGAUCAGGGUGAGAGUGUGAUGAGAAAGUGUAAACUCACUACACACUCAGUGCGUUACAGCCUCUGUUUAAUUCCGAACCCGUCCUUCAGAAGGGAUUUACCGCUGUGGCGUUGGGAAACGUGACGUUAUUCUGAAGGUCAGCGUUUUAUUUUUAAUUUAGCGUUAUAUUGCACACUAAUUUAUUUCAUUCUUCACUUGCCUGUAAGUGAACCCGAGUCGUAAGAGAAUGGUUAUUGUUGUUAUAGUUAUUACUGAAAACGAUAUUGAUUUGUUUCUACAGAUUACCACAACAGCUUCGGUUGACCAUGUCACGUUAUAAAUUGAUUUUUCUUUUUUUGUAUCAUUUUAUAUUAUUUUCUAAUACAGAAAAUGCAUUUUAUUCACGUAUUUAUUCAGUCGCACUUGUAAAUAUGUGACAUUCUGGGAAGAAUAUGCUAAUUGUUAAUUAACAGAAGUUACUUGAUGUAAUUAACAUGUAAUAACACGUCUAUUUCAAUAGGCUGUACAGAAUAGCACUGUUAUUAUACGGGACGUUACUAGAGGAGAUGUGUCCUAGAGUUUAGUUUUUGCUCUGCAUAUUAUGUUUGUCACUCUUCUUCUCGGUCACACACUCAACACACACUCCGAGAGAGAGAGAGAGAGAGAGAGAGAGAGAGAGGUGGAAACUAGACUAGUGCCUUUUUGUAUCACAGUAAAUGUAUUUGUAGGGACGGACAAAAAUUAUUGAGACGGAACCAAAGCAGGAAAAUAUGAAAUCAGAGUGAUCUACUUUUAAGAUGUAAAUUGAAUACAUUUUCUACAUUGUUUUGCUAAAGGCUUAUCAUGGUUUAUAAAGCGACCGGGCUGCAGGUCUGAGAACCUGAGAGAGUUUUGAGAACUCAGAGUGAUUUUUUUCUCUAAAGCAUCCUGCUAUUAGUUUGCAUUUACUGUCUGACACAAAAAAACUUAAAGCGAUGCUACAUGCAUACAAAUUCCAGACAAAAAGACGUGUAAUUAGCAUGAACACGAGGAUAAAACCUGACAAUCCUGAUGAGCCGUCAUCUCCAAUAGCGGUCACCAUGCAGUCCAUGAGGUGUCUCAGCUGUGAUUAAUCGACCUGAUUCAGACCUGUCAGAGAGCUGAGGGCCGACCCCGAGUAGCCGGCUGGAGAUCUAGGUUCAGAUUAAAUUUAGAUCCAGAUUGGUGAACGUCUCGUAGCUCAGCUCAGCUGAAGGAGAACAUCCUGGUGAAAGCAGAAGAAAAGUCAAAGCAAGUGUUUUCGUAGCUCGUGAGCUCAGAGUGAAGCUUCUCUCUCUGCUCGGCUUGUUCCCUCUCUCAGCUCUGUUCCUCACACGUGGCUAGCCUGCUAACAAGCUGUACAGUAGAACACGAGGAAAGCACAUGAAACAUCAAGGUGUGAAAUCUGCAAAAAUUAUCAACAGCCAUGUUUUUUUCUAAGUGUUGAUCGAGUAGACAACUAGUACCUUAAAGGCCUGAUGUAUGUAAGGAACGGGGCUCCCCUCUCCCCCCCACCCUUCUGUAUGAUGUGUAUGACCUCACCAACCGUGUAUGGAGAUCAAUAACAAAGUGCUCAUGUGAACGAC
Molecule: messenger RNA, 9099 nt
Organism: Hemibagrus wyckioides
Lineage: Eukaryota; Metazoa; Chordata; Actinopteri; Siluriformes; Bagridae
Gene: rusc2
Product: RUN and SH3 domain containing 2
Exons: 13
Coding region: 587-5191 (1534 amino acids)
Cellular component (GO): cytoplasmic vesicle
Molecular function (GO): protein binding
Source: RefSeq, a predicted model, not a curated record